GGGCGGGCGGGCGGCGAGGGGGGGGGGUGCGCGCUGUGCGCCUCCGCCGCCGCCAUGCGGGAGCGGAGGCCGGUACCGGCCGCCCCGGCCCGCUGCAAGCUGGUGCUGGUGGGCGACGUGCAGUGCGGCAAGACAGCCAUGCUGCAGGUGUUGGCCAAGGAUUGCUAUCCCGGAGGUGAGGUGCCCACCGUGUUUGAGAACUACACGGCGUGUCUGGUCAGCGAGGAGCAGCGGGUGGAGCUGAGCCUCUGGGACACCUCCGGCUCUCCCUACUAUGACAACGUGCGUCCCCUUUGCUACAGCGACUCGGACGCUGUCCUGCUCUGCUUCGACAUCAGCCGCCCCGAGACCCUGGACAGUGCGUCCAAGAAGUGGAAGACAGAGAUCCUGGACUAUUGCCCCAACACACGGGUGCUGCUCAUCGGCUGCAAGACAGACCUACGGACGGACCUGAGCACCCUGAUGGAGCUCUCCCACCAGAAGCAGGCACCCAUCUCCUAUGAGCAGGGCUGUGCGGCGGCCAGGCAGCUGGGAGCCGAGAGCUACCUGGAGUGCUCGGCCUUCACCUCGGAGAAGAGCUCCCACAGCAUCUUCCGGACUGUGUCCGGCAUCUGCCUCAGCAAAGCCCCCCCGCAGCCCCCUAAAAGCCCCCCCCGCAGCCUCUCCAAGCGACUCCUGCAUCUGCCCAGCCGCUCCGAGCUCAUCUCUUCCACCUUCAAGAAGGAAAAAGCAAAAAGCUGCUCUGUCAUGUGAAGGGGGGGACAUGAAUGCUUCCCCCCCUCAAAGCCCCUUGGCUCCCCUGAGUCCUCAGGAUGGGGUGGGGGGGCUGGACAGGGCCCUGGAGUCCUGUUCCCCCCCCCCAAGGAGGAUGGGGUGCCUGCUACCCUCCCAUCACACCGCCUCUCCUGCCAGCCCCCCAUCUUGGGGGGCAGCCCCCAUGGAGCUGCCAUAGGUGGGGGUUGAGGGGGGGGGCCCAGAAAGGGUUGCUGCCCAACCCUGGGUGUGGGGGGGCUUAUCCAUGGACUCAUCCUGUUUCGUCACCCCCCCCCCACCCCAUCCCUCAUCUGCUGCUUGGCCCUAGGGACCCUCGUGGGGAGGGGGGUGC
Molecule: messenger RNA, 1105 nt
Organism: Harpia harpyja (harpy eagle)
Lineage: Eukaryota; Metazoa; Chordata; Aves; Accipitriformes; Accipitridae
Gene: RND1
Product: Rho family GTPase 1
Biological process (GO): small GTPase-mediated signal transduction
Molecular function (GO): GTPase activity; GTP binding
Source: RefSeq, a predicted model, not a curated record